AUGGAGAUCUUCUCUCUGCUGCUGCUUGGCCUAGGACUGAUUCUUGCAGAAGCUUCAGAAAGUAUAAUGGAUAAAGAAGAAGUUGCAGAGGAAAAGAUGCAACAUGAGAUAGUAAAAAGUGGCCAAGAAAAGACUGAUGAGGUAUUAAUGAACUUGACUCUGUUUGAUAAAAAUGCCAGCCUCAGCUUGUCCAAGGACAUUAUGCCUUCUUCAUUACUGACAUUCAGGUUAUGUUAUAGCAUAUCUAAAGGAAACAGUCCCUUUAAUGACAAAGAGUGUUGCAAUAACAUGAUAGUUUGGAGAAAGGUUUUAGAAGCUAAUAUGUCAUUCAAAUCAAGCAAUAACUUCAUCCAUGGCCCGGGUGAAGUGAUUCACAGGAUCCACAAAGCCUCCAGCUGCAAGUGUGGACAGAAUUCUGGCAUACGUGGCUGUGAGAGCCUGGAACUGGAGAAUACUGCAUGCCAGCUCACCACAGGCAAACAAUUCCCCAGGUGCCAAUACCACAGCGUUACUUCAUUAAAGAAGAUACUGACAGUGCUGGCAGGUCAUCCUCUGAUGAGCUGGUUGGUUGGUGGCUCUAAAUUGUAA
Molecule: messenger RNA, 588 nt
Organism: Heterocephalus glaber (naked mole-rat)
Lineage: Eukaryota; Metazoa; Chordata; Mammalia; Rodentia; Bathyergidae
Gene: Rnase11
Product: ribonuclease A family member 11 (inactive)
Biological process (GO): defense response to Gram-positive bacterium
Molecular function (GO): nucleic acid binding
Source: RefSeq, a predicted model, not a curated record